ACAAUUUCCCAAACAUUACACCUACCCAAACCUCAAAGCUCCCAUGGCCAUGUCUACACUUGUGUCUCUCACUCCCAUCCUUCCAAAGUCCAUCACCAAUUCCAUUUCAGAGCCCCUCAUCUCUCUUAAACCCAACUCUCUUUCAAGAAGGCUUCUGUUCUUCACCUCCUUCUUUUCGCUGAACUCGUUUACCUACCCUGCCCUUCAAAACCCUCUUCCAAAAUCCUCUGCUGAGACACCUCAACCCCCGUCUCCAUCAUCAAAUCCGUUUCUUUCAGGCAUUGCCAACACCAAGUCUUGGCUCCAGUUCUACGGUGAUGGCUUUUCUAUUCGGGUCCCACCUCAGUUUCAGGACACAUUGGAGCCUGAGGAUUUCAAUGUUGGGUUGCAACUGUACGGUGAUAAAGCUAAACCAAAGACUCUUGCUGCACGUUUUGCGUCUCCCGAUGGAUCUGAAGUUGUUAGCGUUUUGAUUCGCCCAACUACUCAACUCAAGAUUACCUUCUUGGAGGCUCAGGACAUAAGCGACUUAGGUUCAUUGAAGCAAGCAGCUAAGAUAUUUGUUCCUGGUGGAGCUACUCUUUAUUCUGCCCACACAAUCAAAAUUAAGGAAGAUGAAGGCUUUAGGACCUAUUACUUUUAUGAGUUCGGACGAGAUGAACAACAUAUUGCACUGGUAGCAGCCGUUAACAGUGGAAAGGCAUUCAUUGUUGGAGCAACAGCCCCAGAGGACAAAUGGCUUGAUGACGGUAUCAAGCUUCGAUCUGCUGCUGUGUCACUCGCUGUUCUAUGAUCUGAUGAAAGAAGAGACACUCGCCAAAUUGUCAAUUCUUGCUGGGCAAGAUUCGUGAGAGUGGUGUGGUGGGUUCUUUCUCUUCAUUUUCUAUGGAAGUUCUACUCCUCGCUCUAGUGGGUGUUGACAGAGGGUUGUCUUGACUCCUAAGGGCUCAUGGAAGAGGAUUUUGCGAUUUUCAAAUCUAGGUCCCUGGAAUGAUGGACCCAAGUUCCAGAUUUGCAUUUGAGACCUGGAACUUCUGCAACAAAAUCGGGGAAGAAGAAAUCGUGAAUUUGGUGGGAGGUACAUUCAAAAUCAUACUUGGCUAGUUGCCUAGUUCAAAAAGUAGCUUAAAUGUCUAUGGUUGUUGUCUUGUUGAGGUGAGGUUUUGAAAGAACCUUGAUAUGUUUCAGAUGUAACAUUUUGAUGAACUAAAUCUGAAAGACUGAAACCAAAAGAAGCACUAUAAAGCAACAAACUUUGCAAUCGUGGUAUAACUUUAUAGGUUCCACCUAUUGCACUUCUGCCUAAUUGUCUCAUGCAAAAGAAGGCCCUUCAGCCUUUCCGCAAACAGGUGUUUGGGUAGUGCUUCCAUUUCUCAAAUCACUUGCUAAGCUUGCAAGAAUGUGGAUGGGCUAUCAAUGUUGGUAGUGGGUUUCAUCAUUACUCUGCACAGAAGGCGGUCGUUUUUGUGCUUAUGUAGACAUCCCUUGGCAUUUUAUUUUCUAUUCGUUUAUUUUUUUCUUUCCCUCUGAGUUUCUGAAAUCCAAACAUAACCUUAAUUUAUCAGCAGAACCAAGAGAAAUCAGAACAUGGGAAACUGAUAGAGUUGUGCAGUAAUGUGAACGCAUAAACCUUGUCAGACAUGGAGCUUGCAUCCCCAUACGGCCAUACCACCACCAUAAAUCAUUUCUCCUGCUUUACAUCCCUUUUAUCUUGUCACCCUCAAUGUUUUAUUACUGCCUCAAGUAACACAUUCAUCUUUAUGAGUUGUGGCAUGUUCUUUAAGGUUUUUGAAUCCAGAAGUUACAUUGAUCAGAAGGCUAAAGUACCAAAAGAAUCGAGAGUUACAAGUUAUAACCAUCCAAUAGCUCCAAAUCCACCAUUUAUAUUCUAACAAACUUCAUUUAAACUCAAAAGGUGCCCUACUUCCAGACAUUUGAGGCUGUCACAUCCAAUGAAAUCACGAAUCACCAAACGAGCAACAUAAAGUUCUUCCUGCUCUUUAUUAAUGAAAGGGCCUUAUACUAUUUUCUUUAUGAGUUGUGACAUGUUAACUUAAAAAGUAUCAAAAUCCAUGACAUUUUAGUUCUUGGAUUGAUAGUUUCCAAUCAUUUGGACCUUAAAUUAACACAAUUUAUGUGUGAC
Messenger RNA from Cuscuta epithymum, 2143 nucleotides. Lineage: Eukaryota; Viridiplantae; Streptophyta; Magnoliopsida; Solanales; Convolvulaceae. The record is from the annotation of a GenBank genome assembly.